UUAGAAACAUUUGUUUAGAGAACUACCAGCGGCAUCAUUUCCGCUUUACGUGCUGUCAUGGCAACAGACCACCUGUUUGUGGACGGAAGUGCGUACAAAACAAGCUGCUGUGUGUUUGGGUCUGGAACCUAUCUAUUCAUCUAUCACCAAAUUAUAGGUUUUAACCGUCUCCAUGGCCAACUAUAGAGCGUCCGAGUCAAAGCGAGAACAGUUCAGGAGAUACCUCGAACGAUCUGGAGUUCUGGACACUUUAACGAGCGUCUUGGUGGCUCUUUAUGAAGAACCAGAUAAACCCAACAACGCCCUCGACUUUAUAAAACUCCACCUCGGGACAUCGGGUCCAGAACCCAGAGACUCAGAGGCGCUUCGAAUGGAGCUGGCUGAUCUGCAGCAGAAGUGCAGCCUGCUCAUGGAGGAGAACAAGGAGCUGAAGAACAGACUGAUGCAGUACGAGACGUCGCCUGAGGAGAGAGCUGGAGUGUAGGACGGCUGCGGUGCUGCUUUUGGGGGUCCCGGGAAAUAAAAUCAUUCAUCACUGGC
Molecule: messenger RNA, 540 nt
Organism: Nothobranchius furzeri (turquoise killifish)
Lineage: Eukaryota; Metazoa; Chordata; Actinopteri; Cyprinodontiformes; Nothobranchiidae
Gene: mycbp
Product: MYC binding protein
Biological process (GO): regulation of DNA-templated transcription
Cellular component (GO): nucleus
Molecular function (GO): transcription coactivator activity
Source: RefSeq, a predicted model, not a curated record